This is a messenger RNA of Lytechinus pictus (painted urchin), 2115 nucleotides long. Its product is annotated as protein PET100 homolog, mitochondrial-like. The record is from RefSeq and is a predicted model, not a curated record. Lineage: Eukaryota; Metazoa; Echinodermata; Echinoidea; Temnopleuroida; Toxopneustidae. Gene Ontology annotation, cellular component: mitochondrial inner membrane; mitochondrion. The transcript is spliced from 4 exons. The coding region runs from base 112 to 378 and encodes 88 amino acids. Gene Ontology annotation, biological process: mitochondrial respiratory chain complex IV assembly.
GCGUAUGACGUCAUCAGCAUUACGUGAGCGACAUUCGUCGAGCUAGCUACAGCCGAGAGAGAAUUUCUCAUGUUUUUUGGUAGAUGAAGCGUUUAUAGAACGUCAUAUAAGAUGGGUACAUGGAAGCUGGAAGUGAUUAAGAUGUCCAUAUACGUAAUGUUCCCUGUGACCAUGUUUUAUUACUUCAACCAGACAGAUCUCUUUGAAAAAUAUGUCUCGGAUAAAGUAAGAGCGAUGUACCCUCCUGAGAGCAAGAUGCAUAGGCAAGAAUUGGAGGACCUUCGCCAGAGAAUGCGGGUGAGAUACGAAGAAAAGCUGAAACGAUUAGAGAUUGAAGAAAGGGAGCUGAUUGCAAGUGCCAAGAAGGCUGAAAGAUAGUGACAUUCAGUGCCUUUUUGUAAUGGACUUUUUAAUUGCACCUUUUAUGGAAGCAUAUAAUAAAUGGAUUACCAUCUAAUGAACUUUUCUUUUGAAGUGAUCAGCCAUUUUUUUUUUUCAUUUUAAUGCAACACCCCAGGAACAAGAGACAGAUGUACCCUUAAUUUGUGAAAUGAGGUUUGUGGAAAAUGGACUGUAAUAACGGUGGUAUAAUAUGUUUUAUGAAGGCUUGACCAUGUAUGGAAAUUCAUUGUUGAUUUGAGGAGUUACUGCAAUGCAAACAUUGUAUGCAGGAAAGUCAGAAUCUAAUGAAUUUGUGUAACGUGGCACAAUGAAUGCUGUAGUUUCAAGGUCACGGAAACUGAAUCGCCACAAGGCAACCCUCCCAAAGUCUUAUACCGGUAAUCGCUAGUCAACACAUAUUUCCAGGACCAAUAAAGAAAAUCAUGUUAAUCACCAAAUCUAAACCUUAUUGGAAAUUCUGUAAAAUAUUCAACCUUUUUGUACAUCCGACCACCAUUUUUCUCAAGUUUUACUUCACUUCAUAAACUGACCAGGUCAUGGUCAUUUGAGAGCAUUACAGACUGUCAUAAGAACCAGAAAUCAGAGACAGAAAAUUUCAUGAAGGUCUCACAUACAUGGGGUUGGAUGUACAUAUUUCAUGGAAUUCCCCUUAUUAUAAAAAAAUUGUGAUCCCAAAAGAUUGGACAGAGUCAGAUUCAUAGGUAUUUCAUAUUCUAUGCUCAUCCAAUUCAGAUAAUUAUCGAAAGCUUUGUUUGAUCAGCUCUUUUUCUUUACAUUGGCAAUGCUUUAUUGGGGCUACAUGAUAUUGCAUAUUUGGGUUUUCCAAUUAUCACUAACUAUAAUACAAUGAUAUACUGAUAUAUUGUCCAUAUUGCCCGUAUUCUGUAUUUGAGUUUAAAAUCUGGUCUUAAGUUGUGUUGUAGUUAACUAUUUAACCAAUUGUGAUACUAAUCUCUUUUUAGAAGAGUUUCAAUUGGUAGGUACAUUCAGUUCCCAAUUCUCUAUGAUUGUCUGGGAAUAAGAACUGAAGUAUUUUCUUCACCGUUAAAACAUUCGAAAAGUAGAAAAAGGUGAAACAUACAAAUUAACAAAAUUUUGACAUUUUUUUAAUUUCCCAUUAUUUAAGCACCAGCUAGAAUUUAGAAUACAGGCCCGAGUAUUUGUCAAUCUCAUUGUUGUGAAUACUUCUUCAGCUGAGGCAAACAUAUUUUUACAUAAGAUGUUAAACGGGGGGAAAAGAUUGGUCAGGAUCAAUAUUUUUACAUCCCUGUUCCAUGGACCCUGUUGGGUCAGGUUUGUAUGAUGGGAUGUAUGGGGGCUUCAUAGCAUUUCAAGGCGGAUUUCUUGUCUGAAAUGUAAUAAAUCCUUUAUCUAAAGAACAGUAUUGUGAUUUGUACAAUAUUGUGAAAGGUGAUAUAUAUAUCAUGGACUUCUUGAAGUCUUUUUCACUGAAUUGAAAUAUCACAAUUUUUUUUUACAUUGUGUGAUACCAUGCAGAUGUUUUUCUUUUAUUUUGCUAUAUUUCUUUUGAAAAUUUUAAAUAAAUAUUGAUUGCUGAACAACAUCUUAUGGAGUUGGAAAUUUCCCUGUUUGUGGAAUAUGUAAAAAAAAAUUGGCUUACUGUAUUUUAUUUCAAUACAAAGGAGAGACUGUUAGAAAUGUGAGAACACAAUAAUUUUCAGAUUCAUAUUAAAAGAUACAAAAAGUACAGUA